Messenger RNA from Lindgomyces ingoldianus, 1653 nucleotides. Its product is annotated as D-aminoacid aminotransferase-like PLP-dependent enzyme. NCBI's taxonomy places the organism in Eukaryota, Fungi, Ascomycota, Dothideomycetes, Pleosporales, Lindgomycetaceae. Gene Ontology annotation, molecular function: branched-chain-amino-acid:2-oxoglutarate transaminase activity. The transcript is spliced from 4 exons. Gene Ontology annotation, cellular component: mitochondrion. Gene Ontology annotation, biological process: L-valine biosynthetic process; L-leucine biosynthetic process. Bases 1 to 1653 code for a protein of 550 amino acids. The record is from RefSeq and is a predicted model, not a curated record.
AUGUCUCCCAUCGCAUUGACCCCUCCUGUAGAAGAGAACCGAACAUCGGACCUCACUCUUAGUGGCAUCGAACACAGUCUCCAAAAAACCGCCCCGUCUGUCUUGAAAUCCCAGUCUAAUAGCAGCACCCUCUCAGACACACUCACAAAUGGUGUUACCAACGGCACCAAAUUCAGCAAUGGCGUCGCCACUCCCCUCGCCGAACUCGAUGCCUCCCUUCUCAACGUCACUCUCACCACCUCACCCCGCCCCGUUCCAGAAAUAGGAUCCGCAGAAAUAGCAUCACAAAAGAUCUGCACCGACCACAUGAUCCAGGCUCAAUGGACCGUCCAACAAGGCUGGUCUGCUCCCUCCUUACAACCUUAUGGUCCUCUGUCCCUCAUGCCAACGGCAUCCUGUCUGCACUACGCGACCGAGUGUUUCGAAGGCAUGAAACUAUAUCGUGGGUUCGACGGCAAACUACGUCUAUUCCGGCCCGAACUUAACUGUAAUCGGAUGCUGGUUUCCACGAACAGGAUUGCGCUCCCCGGGUUCCCACCACAAGAAUUGCUAAAGUUGAUCGUCAAGCUGUGUGCGACUGAUGGAGCGAAGUGGCUUCCUAAAAGCAGGCCGGGGGCGUUUUUGUACAUCAGGCCGACGAUGAUAGCAUCAGACCCCGCGCUGGGUGUUCAACGACCGAAAGAAGCCCUCCUCUUCGUCAUCCUAACAUGUUUCCCGCCUAUGGACGGCUCACCCUCUGGUCUCAGACUCCUAGCUAGUAAAGACGACAUGGUGCGCGCCUGGCCGGGUGGUUUCGGCUACGCGAAAGUCGGCGCGAACUACGGACCCAGUCUAGUCGCGCAGGGUGAGGCAAGAGCAAUGGGGUAUGAUCAGAUUCUCUGGUUGUUCGGGGAAAACUGCAAUGUUACGGAAGCCGGGGCGUCAAAUUUCUUCGUGGUGUGGAGGACAAGGGAGGGAGCGUUGCAACUGGUUACGGCGCCGUUGUCGGAGAGGAUUAUUUUAGAUGGGAUUACCAGGAGAUCUGUGCUUGAGCUUGCGAGAACGAGGCUGGAGAUGGGGUGGGAGGAGUUGGAAAAGGUGGAGAUUGUGGAGAGGAAGUUUAGCAUGAUGGAGAUUGAGGAGGCAGUGCAGGAGGAACGGCUGAUCGAAGCGUUUGCAGCGGGGACGGCAUUCUUUAUUGCGCCAGUUGGACAUAUUCAUUUUAGGGGGAUGGAUUUGGCGGUUCCGAUGAAAGAGGGAGAGGGAGGGGCGUAUACGAGAGUGAUCAAGUCGUGGCUGAAGGGGAUUAUGUGGGGGAAUGAAGAACAUGAGUGGGGGUAUGUGAUUGAUGAGGACAUGUUUGGGAGAGAGGUGGCUUAUGAGCUUUCCUGGGUGAGUGGUUUUGGUUGCGGCGUUGGAAUUGUGAUUCUGAUCUACGGGAAGCUUUUUGGGCAAGUGAGCGGGUCUAAAGCUUUCGGCGUUGGGAUCUGGGCUUGGGGUUUGAAGAAUCUUUUCUCGUUCUCGGGAUUUGCGUCGCAACUGUUAAUCAAUGCUAAUUUUACUGAGCUUUCGUCUUCGUUUUAUGAAUCAAUAUUACCACCGAUAUACCUUCCUUUUGUAUGCCUGUUAGUCAAUGCCACACUUUUCGGCACAGCUAUUGAAAUUGACUUAUAA